AAGAAAGUUACGACACAAGUCAGUUUCAGAAGACCUUGCUGUGAUUACAACAAUUCAGAUUAAACACAUUGGUGUACUUUCCAUUGAGAAGACGCCAAUUUCGCAGACACAGUAAUGAACACUGCCAAAGUCAUGCCAGUAGACCUGGCCAUGCAUACCAGCCUGAAUCGUCAUCCUCCCGUACAACACCUUUUGGGAAUGUCCACACAUAGAUCUCAUUAUGACUUUCCGAGAAUGAGCACAUGUGACACCUUGGAGCUCAGAGCUCUGAGAUCUCCCCAGGCUCCGGUCUCACUUGUGAGUGCCCAACGCUGUAAAAGUCCAAGUGGAAUAUUCAAGAAGAAAAAACGAGUAGUAUUCGCAGAUGCUAAAGGCCUGGCCCUUUGUGCAGUGUGGAUCUUCAAUUCAGAUCCCCCAAUAUCUGAAACAGAUGAGGUUCAACAUUCUCCACCUGUCAGGCUGAAGGCUGAGUCUUCUGUGCAAAAAGAGAAGCCUUGUCUCCGGUCGAGGUUCAAAAGCGUUUCUGAACCCCAGGUUCAUCUGGAGAGCUGCAGUUUGAUCUGUGGAUCGGUAUUCGGAAAGGUCAGGGUGUGCAACACCAGUCCCAAAAAAGCUGUGUAUGUUCACAUCACAUAUGAUUCAUGGAGGAGCCACCAGGACAUCCCGUGUACCCCUAUCCAACAGGAGUAUGAGGGCUCAGAGACAGAACUGUUCGUCUUCAACUUUCCCGUCGUUUCUGGCCCUAAUGUACAGGAUCAUCUGGAGUUCUGCGUGUCCUUUCGUCCUGGAACUGACAACACUAUUCUGUGGGACACUAAUGGUGGACAAAACUAUCGAAUUCUUGUGAAGGACUUGAAUUCAGAAGAUGUGCACUUGGUUAAGAAAAAAACCAUGAUGCCCCAGAACUCUCAAAGUCCGCAGUCACUGAGAAAUGGUCCAGCUUUGUACACUUCCUUUGAGAAUAAUACAAGUAAAACAUUGAGGAGGCAAGAAAAUGGUAUUCAGAAAAGGGUUUUUCCUCCUAAUUCCAAAAGUGCCUACAAAUUAAUCCCGUAUGGGUAGUGCAGGGUUUGUUUUUUUUUUUUUUUUUCAUACUGGUCUGAUCUAAGACUUUUGGCCAUGUUUGUUCUUGUUCUCGCCCCUCAGUUAUGCCUUUGUGAGUCAUGUGUAAGUCAGGUGUGGGGUGGCGAGACAGGAGUGUAUGUCUCAGAUAAGCCUGUACACCAGAUGAGUAUUGAUUACAAUUAAAAGCAUCAGCACUUUAUUUAAGUCAGCCUAUUUCAAACUGUGAAUGUCUUGUAAUUUUAAUUCCUGUGAAGCAAUUGUACUGAGAAAAAUGCAGCUGCAGCUAUGAAAUGAUUUGUGUAAUAUAUGUAUUAUUAUUAUUAUUAUUAUUAUUAUUUAAAUGUUCUGUGUGUAUAUUUAAUAAUGUUUAAAAUGUUGAAUAAACAUAUUCAGAUACAA
This is a messenger RNA of Clarias gariepinus (North African catfish), 1464 nucleotides long. RefSeq names its product protein phosphatase 1 regulatory subunit 3C-like. NCBI's taxonomy places the organism in Eukaryota, Metazoa, Chordata, Actinopteri, Siluriformes, Clariidae. Bases 115 to 1062 code for a protein of 315 amino acids. The record is from RefSeq and is a predicted model, not a curated record. The transcript has 3 exons. Gene Ontology annotation, biological process: regulation of glycogen biosynthetic process. Gene Ontology annotation, cellular component: protein phosphatase type 1 complex. Gene Ontology annotation, molecular function: glycogen binding; protein phosphatase 1 binding.